AUGCUGCGCGCCGGCGUCAUCGAGCCCGUUGAACGGUCCGACUGGGCCACACCGCUAGUUAUAGCGAGGAAGGGAGACGGUGGAAUACGCUUAUGCGCGGAUUAUAAGGUGACACUUAACAAGGCUUUACUGGUUGACAGUGGAGAAUUUCAGCAAUUCUUAAAUAAUAAUGGUAUAGAACAUAUAUUUUCGGCACCUUAUCACCCAGCUUCUAAUGGGGCAGCGGAAAACGCUGUUAAAAUUUGUAAAAAGAGCAUUAAAAAGGCGAUUAAAUCGAAAUCCGACGUACACUCCACAUUGUGUCGUUUUCUGCUGGCGUACAGAAACACACCACACUAUACAACCGGGGAAAGCCCCGCCAAGAUGUUAUUAGGGCGCAACUUGCGCAUGCGGUUAGAUUGUUUGAAACCAGACCAGAAGGCACUUAUUAGAGCUCGCCAAGAGACAGUAGAAGCUACAUCGAGUGGCGUCACAAGACAGUUUAAUCCGGGGGACCUUGUAUGGUUCAGAGAAUACCGUAGCUCAAACAAGUGGUCUGCAGGGACUGUUAUAGAGAAAACAGGUAGUACAGAUUAUAAUGUUAAAUCUAUCCACGGCACUGAGGUGCAUAGACACAUUGACCAACUAAAACCAAGAGUGAUAAAUAGGACAGCUAGGCUAGUAGAUGCAAACUUUAGGAACUUUCAACCAGUUCAGCCUGUUAAGAGCUCUCGCUCUUCUCUCGUGUUUCCUUCGGACAAUAAUCGAGCGCCGAACACAGAACCGGACCGGACAAACGGAACCAGCUUGACGAAAGCAUUGGUCGAGGAAACAUCCCGCACGCAAACAGACGGAAGUGAUUUGGUUACAAGUGAACCCUUGUCAACGUCAAGUGUACCUUUAAAUAUGCCCAAGGUGCAGGAGACGGGUAGUCCUAGGGUUCCUAUUACUCGGGAUAUACGAACUAGUAAUCGUACACGCAAACCGGUUAAGAGAUAUGGGUUUGAUGAUGAUUGA
Messenger RNA from Trichoplusia ni (cabbage looper), 996 nucleotides. RefSeq lists its product as uncharacterized. Lineage: Eukaryota; Metazoa; Arthropoda; Insecta; Lepidoptera; Noctuidae. The record is from RefSeq and is a predicted model, not a curated record. The transcript has 2 exons. Bases 1 to 996 code for a protein of 331 amino acids. Gene Ontology annotation, biological process: DNA integration. Gene Ontology annotation, molecular function: nucleic acid binding.